Messenger RNA from Prunus armeniaca (apricot), 705 nucleotides. Lineage: Eukaryota; Viridiplantae; Streptophyta; Magnoliopsida; Rosales; Rosaceae. The record is from the annotation of a GenBank genome assembly.
AUGGUGGCGGGGAAGAGGUACUACGGGGACGAUGACGUGGCAGACAAAGAGGAGGCCAGGCGGUUCAUAGAGAUCAUGGAACAGGCAUUUGCGUAUACUGCGUUACCGAAGCCAGGAGAUGUUUUUCAUUGGAUUAAUAUUUUCUACGGAGGGUAUGAGAAGAAGGUGGUGAAGUUGGCGGAGAAGACAUGUGUUCUUGAUAUUGUUAUUAGCGGGUACCGAUACGUCAUCAGUCACAUUGGAAUGGGCAAUGCCAGAGUUGAAUUAGAUGCCCAAGUUGGCCAAGAAUGCUUAGUGAAUGAACAAGACAUCUCCAAACUACGUUGCAUACAAAGUAUCAUCUCCGAGACUCUCCGGUUGUAUCCACCGGUCCCACUACUAGUACCACAUUUUUCAUCCGGCGAUUGCACAAUUGGAGGAUUCGAAGUGUCACUUGGCACGACGGUGUUGGUAAAUGCAUGGGCCAUGCAAAGAGACCAUAAGUUGUGGGAUAAUCCGGAAAGCUUCAAUCCCGAGAGAUUUGAAAACGGUGAGGAUUUGUCGCACAAAUUCAUUCCGUUUGGAUUUGGAAGGAGGGCUUGCCCUCGAACGGGCAUGGCGCAACGUGUGGUGAGCUUGACUUUGGGGCCGUUGAUCCAAUGCUUUGACUGGGAGAGAGUCAACGAAAUAGUGGUUGACAUGGUUGAUACUAGAUGUAUGAAUUGA